Molecule: messenger RNA, 1163 nt
Organism: Echinops telfairi (small Madagascar hedgehog)
Lineage: Eukaryota; Metazoa; Chordata; Mammalia; Afrosoricida; Tenrecidae
Product: gonadotropin-releasing hormone II receptor-like
Exons: 4
Coding region: 345-1163 (272 amino acids)
Biological process (GO): G protein-coupled receptor signaling pathway
Cellular component (GO): membrane
Molecular function (GO): gonadotropin-releasing hormone receptor activity; peptide binding
Source: RefSeq, a predicted model, not a curated record
AUGCACCGAGCCGGCCGCCCCCAGCACAGGCCCAGGCACGCGCGAGUCGGGCUGGAUUCUGGGGGCGAAGGUCUAUGAUCGUGGGAGCCCGGAGCCUACUGACCCGUCUCUCCCCCGGGAAAGGAGCAGGCCCCCACCGGGCCCCGGGUCCCUGCAGGACUCAGAAGAUGGCAGGAUGACCUCCACCAGUACACCGACGGAGACUCUCCCGAGACCGAGGCUUUAGGGGGCAAGAUCCGCCGGAGCCGCCUCCCCAUCCUAAAAGGGAGGGCAAAGAAUCCCUGCUGGAAGCUAACUGCUUCGCAUUCACGUUUCAUUCCUCCCACCUUGUCUCUCAGGCCACCAUGUCGUCGGGCAACGACACGCCUUGGGGGUCAGCCACAGGGGAGGAGAUCUGGGCGGGAUCCGGAGUGGAGGUGGAGGGAUCCGAGCUACCCACCUUCUCGGCCGCAGCCAAGGUCCGAGUGGGAGUGACCAUUGUGCUGUUUGUUUCUUCAGCCGGAGGGAACCUGGCCGUGCUGUGGUCAGUGACGCGGCCGCAACCCAGCCCGGCCCGCCCCUCUCCGGUUCGGCGACUUUUCGCCCAUUUAGCAGCCGCAGACUUACUGGUCACUUUUGUGGUUAUGCCUCUAGAUGCCACCUGGAAUAUCACGGUUCAGUGGCUGGCUGGGGACAUCGCAUGUCGGACACUCAUGUUCCUGAAACUAAUGGCCAUGUAUGCUGCAGCAUUCCUGCCUGUGGUCAUUGGACUUGACCGCCAGGCAGCAGUACUCCACCCGUUUGGACCCCGCUCAGGCGGAAGGAAGCUUCUGGGGGCAGCUUGGGGACUUAGCUUCCUGCUGGCCUUGCCCCAGCUGUUCCUGUUCCACACGGUCCGCCGGGCUGGCCCCGUCCCUUUCACACAGUGCGUCACCAGAGGCAGCUUCCAGGCUCAAUGGCAGGAGACCACCUAUAACCUCUUCACCUUCGGCUGCCUCUUUCUGCUGCCACUGACUGCCAUGGUCAUCUGCUAUAGCCGCAUCGUCCUCAGUGUGUCUGGUCCCUGGACACGGAAAAGAAGCCAUGCCCCUGCGGAUGGAUGUGCGCUUCGCCGCUCCUUAGACAAUCGCCCUCGCGUCCGCCUGCGGGCCCUCGCAGAGCUGCUACGGUCGGAAGGCACCUAA